Gongylonema pulchrum is the source of this 444-nucleotide messenger RNA. The record is from the annotation of a GenBank genome assembly. Lineage: Eukaryota; Metazoa; Nematoda; Chromadorea; Rhabditida; Gongylonematidae.
AUGCCCAUCUUAUCGCAGGUGGUCCGAUGUGCUUCGUGCGUAAUGCGCGUUCAUGCAAAGAAAGGACACAAGGUGACGAAGUUCGGAGAAACUGAUGAAGGCAUUAAGUCGACGGUGGAUCUGAUCACAUCUAUCCAGAAAUCUGCGGAAGAGCAAACAGAGACGUGCUUUCGUUCUGUAUCUGCUUGCUGUAGCUUUCUGGAAAAAAUCCCGAAGGUAAUGAGGGAGCAUCUUGCGCGUUUUGAGGGGCUCAAAUCGGGCAUUGCAAAUCGCCACUUUGUUCCGAAAAAGGACCUCAAUGAGCGAGUGAUGCGUGCGGAUCAAAUGCAACUUGUAUACGUAGAGUCUAUGACUGCCGUUAAGUGCUUUCGCAUGAAGUAUCAGCGGGUGCCCUUGAUGAGUAAAAUGCUUGAACUGAACGUCCUGUCUGUUCAUGAAGUAUAA